Peronospora farinosa is the source of this 3129-nucleotide messenger RNA. NCBI's taxonomy places the organism in Eukaryota, Oomycota, Peronosporomycetes, Peronosporales, Peronosporaceae. The record is from the annotation of a GenBank genome assembly.
AUGGAGAUUGCAUGGAGCCAACUGCGGGAGGAAGCGCGGCACCUAAUACAGGAUAUUGGCCAGUCAGGUCGCGAGCACCAUUCGCUGGCCAAAAGUCGCGUCAUGUGGGAUGCCAUCCGCUCCCAUGGCAUCCCGUACGAGCACCGCGAGUGGGCGUGGCCCAUUUUGUUACACGAGCAGGCAAGUCUGGCAGGUAUGAAACUGCGACGGCAGACGGAAGACAGUAUCAUUUACAGUCAAUUAAUGAACGACAUGGAUGAGAGGUUGCAGGACAAGGUGGAUGAAGAAACUAGCAGCUCAUUCGAUCAAGCUCAAGAGGAGGCGAUGGAGAGAUUUCAGCACUUAAAUCCCUUCCAAGAACGGAAAAUUCGACGCAUUCUACUGGCCUACGCCAAGUCAAAAGAUGCUUUUUACUACUGCCAUGGAAUGGUAGAGUCGUGUGUCAUGCUCAGCACGUUUUUAGUGGAGGAAGACGCUUUCUGGUGCUUUCGGAUGCUGCUGGAAGCUCUGCUACCCAAGUAUUUCGAUGAGUCAGUUGUGGACUUUCACACGGAUUGCCUUGUGUUGCAAGAGUUGUUGCAUGAGCACGACGUGGCACUUAGUGAACACUUUGCACUCCUGGGUGUAUCUAUCCAACUUCUGUGCACGAAAUGGUUCUUCUCCUUCUUUGCUGAAUCCAUGCCGUUUAACGUUGUCUGCCGUCUCUAUGACAUCAUGUUCGUCGAUACUUGCAGUCAUCAUCUAGGCUCGAAAAUUAUUUUUUCGACGUCUUUGGCGGUAUUGUUGUAUCUGAGCUCAGCGCUUGUGGAGAUCCAGAAUGUGAACGUGGUGCUCGAAGUUAUCAACGAGUUUUGUUGGACAACGCUAAACGAGUACUCAGUGGCCGAAUCGUUUCUAGAUCUUAUUAAAUUCAUGCACGAUCAAAUUGAUGACGAUGAACUCACUGCACUGCGUUACAAGUAUAUAGCACAGCUAGCGCAGGAGGAACAGCAGCGGAAGACGUUGCAGCGGAAGAUUCAGACGAAGAAGAGCAGCAAUAAAAUCGUGGUGGAGAAGCAAGUGCAUCUCGAACAACAGGGUCACACGCGAAAAGGCAGAACUCAUAGUAUUAAAUUGCUUAUCCAGUGGAGGAAGCACCUGUUUGAUGACUCUGGUGCCUCAACGCAUCAAGUAAAGAGGAGGAAUAGCAACAAGGUAUGUUAUAGCGAUUCCAGCGACAAAAGUCGAUGUGGCCGCAGCAGCAGAACACGCAGUCGUGAAUUAGAGCAUUUAUCGUCUAACAGCGAUGAAGACACUCGAGGUGAAGAAGAUGGAAAAGCAGGGCUUGAGCUUGUAACUACUCCAUCAGAGAAGGAAAUGUUGGCCAGAGUGUACCAAGGAAUCGCGAAGAUUAAUCGUCGGCGGUCACGUACAUCAUCGAUAAGGAAUUUUUCGUUAAGAGGAGCCGACACGCUGAGCUCUGCCUCUUCUCGUAGCCUGUCCCUGUCUAACUCAAUUCUUAGCAAUGCGUCAUCAACAAAAGAAGGCGAAGAUGCGAGCCAAAAUGGCGAUGCGUAUCCAGAAGAUGAAGAUACGUUAUGGGAAUGCUUGCGAACAUCAGGAACUCCGAAGGUUGUUGUUCGCCACAGUAUGAGCGGUGUGCCUGAUGCACAUCGAUCGUGGAUCUGGCCGUUUCUGAUUAAUCAGCUUCCUGCACCGCCAGAUCUGCCUCGUAACCUUGCGGCGAUAAAAAAGGAAGAUCAAGAAGCUCUGUUAGACCGUGAAAUUGCUAAAUCGAUCGAAAACGACAUUAUAAGGACACGGAAUCUGAGAAACGAUCAAUUGGUUCCGAUGCGACAAGUUCUUACGGCAUUUGCUAUUCGCAACCGCCGCGUGGGGUACUGUCAGGGUAUGAACGAGAUUUUGGUUGUACUUUUGCAGUACUUGGAUGAAGACCAGGCACUUCAAGGGCUGACUUUAUUGAUCGAAGUGCUACUUCCAGCUUAUCACGUUGACUCAAUGAUUGGAUUGCAUACUGACUGCGCGGUCAUGAACACGUUGUUGCGUCAGAAUGACCCUGAAUUGCAUGCCCACCUUAACGAGCUUGGGCUGAACAUGGAGAUUCUUUGCACAAAGUGGCUUGUGACUUGCUUUCUCACGUCCCUCCCAUCUUUUUGUGGACUCAAGGUAAUCGACAUGCUGCUGGCGCGCUCAAAGGAGAAGCAGUGUGCAUCACGCGUGCUACUUGGGGUAGGCAUGUCAAUUUUCUUUACUCUCCGCGAUAUCCUGCUGGAUGCUAAGGACGCAGGUGAGGUGUUGCUGGCAAUCAACGAGUACUUUGCACGUGAAAUGACAAAGACUAUAGUGGAGAUGGAUAAAUUCCUUCGCUUUUGUCUCAUUAUCACGGAUCAACUGGAGCCUGACAUUGUCGAGGAGUUACGCUUGAUCCACAAGGACGAAGUGAUGGAGCGAUUUGCUGCAUUUGAAGCCAAGAAAAUUGAAAUGCGCCAACAACUUGAAGAAGCGAAAGCCAAACAGCGGAAAACGGCCAGUGCACCGCCAUCGCCUUCGAAGCCCGAGCGUUUAUCUACUCUGUCUGCGUCGAGCAUCAUCCCGGGCAAGUCCAACGGCCACAAUCGGAUGACGGGGCUGUCUUCAUAUAUGAGCAAACCACUACGCAGUAAUGGCGGCAGCAAGACAACCACGACAGGCACUGGUGAUGACAAAGAAAACCGCAAGCGCUACCAGCGAGUAGACGUUCUGCAAGCGCACCACUGUUUCGGCGAGGAUCUAGAGAAGAUGGAAGACCAGUUAGAGGACCUUGCGGGUUUGUUUCUUCGCGGAAAGAUUGAUGAAAAGGAACACUCCUGUAUUCGUGCACAGAUUGUACGCAAAUGGUGCAAGGGCAUAAACUCGCCACAGUCUGCAAUGGUUCGUGUGCAGUCCGUCAAACAUACUUACUGCGAACGCAAUGGCGGUGUAGGAUUCGCAAACAGUGCACCUGGUUUAUUAGAGAGUCCGGUGCAAGGCAGCUUUACCGACGAGGCAGAUGCGAUGCAACGUGGGAGAAAAGGAUCGAUAUCACUUUACGGACGCAUGAAAAAAGCGCAGAAAAGUGCGCUCGCUAUAUUUAAGUCUACUUUUGAAUAA